AGAUGUUCAAAUUGAUGCAGCAGUUGGAAAGUACUGUGCCACACUUCAUUUGUUGCAUAAAACCGAACAAUAAGCAGGUUCCUGGCAUGUACAAUAAUGAUCUCGUCUUUGAGCAGCUCAGAAGCUACGGUCUUCUUGAGGUUGUUAGGAUCUCUAGGUCUGGGUAUCCUACUAGGAUGACGCAUCAAGAAUUCUGUAGAAGGUACAGCGUCCUUCUUCCAGAAAACCAUGAAUGCAAAGAUCCAUUCAGCAUGUCAGUUUCCAUUCUGCGGCAGUUUGAUAUCCUUCCCGAAAUGUACCAAGUUGGGUAUACAAAGUUAUAUUUCCGGGCAGGACAGAUUGCUGUGCUGGAGGAUGUCAGGAAACAAGUUAUGCUAGGCAAUCUGGAGGUGCAGAAGUGCUACAGUGGUCAUCAUGCUCGUCUUCACUUCCAUGAGCUUGAAGGAGGAGUGAUCAUACUCCAAUCAUUUGUUCGUGGUGAAAUUGCUAGAAGGCAGUAUAAGGUUUCUCUGGAGUCGAAACGAAAAGUUGCUAACAAAGAAAAUGAUGAGCAGCUGCUGGCUGUUGUGCAGAUACAAUCAGCUAUUCGUUGCUGGUUGGCUCAGAGUCAUCUUAACCAACUGCAGAAUUUGAAAAAGUUAAAUCAAGACCGAAAGACUUCGGAGGUGAAAGUUAAACCAGCCAGAAAGACUUCGGAGGUGAAAGUUAAACCAGCCAGAAAGACUUCGGAGGUGAAGCAGGACUUGCCUGCAGAAAUUUUACCUUCUGUUGUAGAAGACCUCGAAAGGCAGGUUAUGGUGGCUGAGGCAAACCUUGAAGAGAAGGAAAAGGAAAAUGCUGCCCUAAAGGAGCAUGUAAAUCAAUUGGAGUCCCGAUGGUCAGAUUAUGAGGUCAGGAUGAGGUCGAUGGAGGAGAUGUGGCAAAAGCAAAUGGCAUCAUUGCAGGUAAUUACAAGCCCUCCCAUGCAUGGCAGCUGUUCAUGAUGAGGACGCUUUUGGUUUUGAAGAUUGCUUUCCUUCAAUGAUUAAAACAUUAGGGGUUGAUAAGUUCAUGGAGGAACUAUGCCAUGGUUUUUGCUUGCUAAUGGAUGUAAGUGUAGGGCUCAUUACAUUUGAAAGCUUGAAGAGGAACACAAUCUUGAUGGGGUUGCAUGAAUUGAGAGAUGAUGAGCUUGUUUGCAUGUUGGCUGAAGGAGAUUUGGAUGGAGAUGGAGCUCUUAAUCAGAUGGAGUUUUGUACACUCAUGUUUAGAUUGAGUCCUGGAUUAUUUAUGGAUCCAUUUUAGAAGUCAGAUUGGAUUUCCAAGAAAUGUAUGAAUAACUAGGAUUUACAAUAUUUAUUCCUAGCUGUAUGUUUUACUAUCGAUCUGUUUUGUUUCUUUAUUUUUCUGCUAGGAGAUUAGCUGAUAAGGAACAUGUACUAAUUGUUCUAUCUUGUAAAAUGAUGGCCAUACUACUGUAUGGUGUUGACAAACAAAAAAAACUUGUGCGGUGAA
Molecule: messenger RNA, 1494 nt
Organism: Lycium barbarum (goji berry)
Lineage: Eukaryota; Viridiplantae; Streptophyta; Magnoliopsida; Solanales; Solanaceae
Product: myosin-2-like
Exons: 7
Coding region: 3-983 (326 amino acids)
Biological process (GO): actin filament organization; vesicle transport along actin filament
Cellular component (GO): vesicle; actin cytoskeleton; cytoplasm
Molecular function (GO): microfilament motor activity; ATP binding; actin filament binding
Source: RefSeq, a predicted model, not a curated record